Molecule: messenger RNA, 846 nt
Organism: Aedes albopictus (Asian tiger mosquito)
Lineage: Eukaryota; Metazoa; Arthropoda; Insecta; Diptera; Culicidae
Gene: mRpS25
Product: small ribosomal subunit protein mS25
Exons: 4
Coding region: 196-702 (168 amino acids)
Cellular component (GO): mitochondrion
Molecular function (GO): structural constituent of ribosome
Source: RefSeq, a predicted model, not a curated record
UUCUUCAAACGUAAACAUAAACGUGCUUUCGCUGUUGCAUUUUGUAAAAAUUUUGCAAAAAAUCUAAAAAUUCAAUAACUUUCCAAUUAAAUUAAGAAGUUUCAGUAUUGCUUUUACCAGCGCCAGCUAGCGUGAAUAGGUUCCAACUAAGUUUACCUCCUACCAGCUUAAGAAACCGCCUCACAACCCGCCACCAUGCCGUUCAUGAAAGGAAAAGCACCGGUUCGCCGAUCGAUCCAGUAUCUGAGUGCCGGCCGGUUGGCGCUAAAGGAGAAGAUCAGGGUCUUCAGCGUCAACUACAACACCUACGGAGAUCAUCACGAAGGGGCGAGAGAUUUCGUGUUUUGGAACAUUCCGCAGAUCCAGUACAAAAAUCCAAGUGUUCAGGUGGUCACAUUCAAAAACAUGACCCCGUCGCCGUUCAUCAAGUGCUACUACGAGGAUGGAAAACAAAUACUGAUAGACAUCGAUAGCAAAGACCGAAACGAAAUCAUGCAGCAUUUGGUGAAAGUUAUCGGAAAGACCCAAGAAACCCUCAAAGCGGAAGCCAAGUUCGCCGAAAAGCAGGACAAUCCGGCCAACUUUGGCGUCGGCUGUGCGAAACACUGCAUCUGCGAAGUACCCGGCCAAUUGCCCUGCCCCGCCGUGGUUCCUGUACCGAAGCACAUGCGAGGCAAGUACAUAUACCAAAUGAAGGAAUAAGAGAGACAGAGGAGGAUGGUUCUUUGUCAGUUCCGGGACACGAAAACGAAGCCUCCUCUAGGUUGGCUUUCAAUUGUAGUUUUAGAUCGUUGUCUAAGUAUAAUUUUCAUUAAAUAUUCUAAAAGUAAUGAGUAAGAAACGGAA